CUCGGUGCGCAACGUUCCGGCCGGGAACCGACGCCGCGGCGCUUCAGUCCCGCGCUGGCGGAAGGACAACGGUGAGACACAACCCCGUCCUUCUUCCUCCGCGCCCGUGUCUAUUCCCCGGGAGGCGGGGGGAGCGGAGCGCAUGCGUACUGUGCCCCCCCGGCACUGCCCGGGGCGUGGCCGCCUGGUGCCGCUCCCGGUCGUGGGCCCGGUCCCCGUCCGCGCCGUGGCGCCCAUGUCGCGGGCGGGGGGCGAUGGCACCGUCGCGCUGGAGCGGGCCGGGGCGGAGACGGUGAAGCGGGCGGUGGAGCUGGACCUGGCGUCUCGCUUCCAAGAGUCGCUGGUGUGUUACCAGGAGGGCAUCGACCUCCUGCUGCAGGUGGUGAAAGCCACGAAGGAUGAGGCCAAAAAGCAGCGUUACCGAAGGAGAAUAUCCGAGUACAUGACCAGAGCUGAAGACAUUAAGAAACACAUUGAAAAAGAGAAACAAGAUGGCAAAAACCAUAAGCAAAUCAGGAUAGAGGACAAUGCAACAGGUUUCAGCUACGAAAAGGUUUUCCAAGAGUACCUCACUGAGAUUCUUUCUGAAGUUUGGGUGGAGGACCCGUACAUUAGGAGUGUUCAUCAGUUGUAUAACUUUCUACGAUUCUGUGAGAUGCUAGUUAAGGGGCCGUGCAAGGUGAAAACAAUCCACCUCCUCACUUCCUAUGAUAAAGGUAGUGGGAGGAGUCAGCAGAUAAGUGGCUUGGAAGAAAUACAACAAUCAUUGAGAAAUUAUGGAAUAACACUGAAUAUCACAUUUUCUUCUUCAAUACAUGAUCGAGAAAUUAGAUUCAACAAUGGAUGGAUGAUUAAGAUUGGAAGGGGUCUUGAUUAUUUUAAGAAACCACUGGGUCAUUUCAGCAUUGGAUACUGUGACUUUGACUUGCGACCUUGUCAUGAAACAACAGUGGAUGUCUUUCAUACCAAACAUAUAAAGAAAAUGUGAUCAGAUAUGACUGCUUUUAAUGAGUGUUUUUAUAAGCAUAAAAAUGUAAGGCUGGAACGUGCUGCUUGAAUCCAGCUGUCCACCCUUAGAAGCAACGCCUCUAAGUGCUUAGUCUAGCACAGCUUUUAUAAUCUAUAGGUUUAAGAACAUUUGAGAUUUUUUCAGUGUGAGAAAGCACAACUAUACAGUUCCUCCACUGUACUUCUCCCGUAAUCUUAAUUAUCUCCCAUAAUCUUAAUUAAUACAAUCCAUGUCUAAAUUUUAUCUUGGUUUCAUAACAGACCCUCAAUACUGUCUCUCAAAGGCUCGUUUUUUGUCAUUGCUAUUUUUACUGUUAGUUUUUGUCUUGAGGCAAAUUUGGGGUUUUUUAAUCUUUAUUUGACUGCCUCACAAACAUUUGAAAGUGGGCUGCCACAUGUCCUCUUUUAUAAGCAGCCUUAUUUAUUUCCUUUAAUUCCUGUAUUCUGGUCAUGACUACUGUUAUGGUGUGUUUUGGUCAAACCCGUAAUACCUGAUUUUGCAGACUUUACUAGUAACCUCAAAUAUAACAUACAAUUUUCCAAACUCCUUGCAUAGAGACAUUUUAGGGUCAUCUUAUUUGUCUCUGCAUGAUGGAUGUUGGGUUGGAAAGGAUGCAAACAGCUGUAUUUUUUCUCCAUCACUUGCGUACGUUCUUUUAUUCUGUGAUACAUGGUCAUAUGCCUGGUUUCCAUCCUUAGCAUUAGGUGUGGAAAGGUUGCAUUAUCUUCUGCCAAACUUUUCCCUGACUUGCACGUUUAUUGUCUUUCCAGCUAGUCAUGCCAGUCUGAACUGCAGUAACCUAUUUCCUUGCUACUAAGAUAGUCCCCUAAAUAAUAGGAAUUUAUUUUAAAAUUCUGCCACAAGUUGGAUACCCUGAAACUUUGUUAUUAAUAAUGAUUCUAAGGAAUGUGCUAAUUGGAAGAAAGACAAAGUCUUUUCUUGUCUUUACUUAAUCCUCUGUAAAGCAGAAGGUAGCACCUGAGCUGCUGCUGCUUUUUCUCCUAACACAUGAGUUCUCGAUCAUUGUCAGCACAAAUCCAGCAAAGUCCUGUAUUCUGACAUGAAAAACAGGCAGUAGCCUCUUUUACAGGUCACAUCAAAGUCUUUUCAGCCUCAGGACUGAUACGUGCCUUACGUUUUCUGUAUUUUGUAAUACAAUAAGCCUCCAUAUUCUAGUAGCAUGUUCAGUGCUAGAACUUUUUCUCUGUCCUAUGUUUCUUUUUCUGGAUGGCUGGUCUAUUUCAUGAUCAUUUUUUUAUUAUUUGCUUUAUUGUUCUUUCACCUUCUAUCAUCUAAUGCUGCUUUCCUUUUAUUCUUGCUUCUAAUGCAACAAAUCUACUCCAUAGCUAUCAAGAAGAAACAGAGCUGGUCGUUGCCUUGUUCUUUGGGUCACAGUUUGCCAGUGGUUUGCCUUCUUUAUCCUUUUGCAUAAUAAUGUGUCAGCUUUUCAGUGUUACAUCAGCAAAAAGAAUAAUAUAUGUGCCACAGAAGCUGUACGCGACCAGUCAGUCCCCUCAAACAUUCCAUAGAAGCUCCCUGGCUUGCUGCUGUGAUACUAGGUUUUUGGUGAUUGUCAUCAGAUUUCUUCAGUUGUAUAUAAUAUAUGCCUAUUUUUAAUGGGAAUAAAGGUUAUUUUUUAUUAUUUGUA
Messenger RNA from Columba livia (rock pigeon), 2657 nucleotides. It is a transcript of the gene MITD1, whose product is annotated as microtubule interacting and trafficking domain containing 1. The coding region runs from base 143 to 988 and encodes 281 amino acids. The transcript is spliced from 7 exons. Lineage: Eukaryota; Metazoa; Chordata; Aves; Columbiformes; Columbidae. Gene Ontology annotation, cellular component: midbody. The record is from RefSeq and is a predicted model, not a curated record. Gene Ontology annotation, biological process: midbody abscission.